UUACUGGUCCCUCCCUGUCUUGCUCUGCUGCUCCAACUCUCAGGAUCUAGGGGUGCAGAUCACAUUCUCCCAGAUUACAGAAUCCUGGGCUCAGCCAUGGGCUCUUCCAGCACCUUCCUCUGCAUCCUGUUUCUCUGUGGGGCACUGGAGCAGAGUGAGAUCAUCGAGUGGAAAGGCUGCCUCCCAAGAAUCCAGUGCCCUCUGCCAGGCCAUGCCACCUACUGGUCACGCUCCUACACUCUGCAGCACCAUUGCUGUGAGCAGGACCUGUGCAAUGCAGCCACCACACUGCAGUGGCUCCCGACCCCACUUCUCAACACUCUGCUCCUCCUCGUGGCAAGCUUCACCUGGGGAGACCACCUCCUCCACUAGUCUCUCGAGAUAUGCAGCCCUCAACCCAGGACUUCACCAUCACCAUGGCCCUGGACACAACUCCACAGACGCUUUUGAGAUAUGCCCAAGAACCGGAUUUUGUACAGUGACCUCAGAUCCAUGGCCCAACACCUUCACAGACCUCUCCCAAGACCUGAUUCCUAUGGGUACCACUCCAUUCCCUACAAGCACCUCCCCCAGAGCCCAGCCUCAUUAAGAACACCUGUUUGAUGUCUUGUGUCUUUUUCUAGAUGCCUGUUGCUGAUGCCCUCUCUCAGCCCCAGGUCUCUGGCAAGGCAGGCGUUUGAUGGAGCUGUGGGUCCCAAGCAAGGGGACUGAAGGGGCACCAGGUAUAGUGAGGAGGAGAGUCUUUCUAGAAAAGAUUAAUUUGGUAGGUCAGGAACUCAGGAAGAAGGGCUUGGGGAACUGUGAAGAGUAAAUUUAAUAAAAGUGCUACCUGGGAGUCUGGUAACACUG
Molecule: messenger RNA, 849 nt
Organism: Equus quagga
Lineage: Eukaryota; Metazoa; Chordata; Mammalia; Perissodactyla; Equidae
Product: lymphocyte antigen 6G6e-like
Exons: 2
Coding region: 97-372 (91 amino acids)
Biological process (GO): acetylcholine receptor signaling pathway; desensitization of G protein-coupled receptor signaling pathway
Cellular component (GO): plasma membrane
Molecular function (GO): acetylcholine receptor binding; transmembrane receptor protein serine/threonine kinase activity; acetylcholine receptor activator activity
Source: RefSeq, a predicted model, not a curated record